Messenger RNA from Meira miltonrushii, 570 nucleotides. RefSeq names its product ribonuclease H-like protein. The record is from RefSeq and is a predicted model, not a curated record. Lineage: Eukaryota; Fungi; Basidiomycota; Exobasidiomycetes; Exobasidiales; Brachybasidiaceae. The coding region runs from base 1 to 570 and encodes 189 amino acids. Gene Ontology annotation, biological process: DNA replication, removal of RNA primer. Gene Ontology annotation, molecular function: nucleic acid binding; RNA-DNA hybrid ribonuclease activity. The transcript has a single exon.
AUGGGAAAAAGAAGCAGAGACGAUUCGGAUGAUGAAGAAGAGGGUCCUACGAAGAGAUUCAGACAUCAAAAUUGCACUUCUGCCCAACCUAGAGCCAUCAUUAAAGUAUACGUUGACGGUUCUUUCUGGAAGAAGGAAAAUGGUGAACGUACAAAGAACAUGCAUUGCAAGUGUAAAAGAAGAGCAGGAUAUGGAAUCUACUUUCCGGAAAGCAAGAGGAAGAAUAAACGUUAUUACGGUCGAUGUCCACAGAAAGUCCAGAAAAGCAGUGAUGCAGAAUUUUAUGCAAUCACUCAAGCUAUCAGAUGGUUCCGUACCAACGAUACACGUUUACAUAUCUUUACAGAUUGCCUCACUGCAGUCAACGUCAGUAAGCAAUACCAAGUUUGGUUGAAUGAACAGCAUAAACGUAAAGUUCACGUCGAAACACUGUUCGAAGAAAUGCAAUCGUGCAAAUAUUUACCAAAACUGUCAUUCGUCCGUGGCCAUUCAGGUGAUGCAGGCAACAACAAAGCGGAUAAAUUAGCUAGAAAAGGUAUGCGAAAGGGAUGCGAAGGAAAGUGUGUUUGA